Molecule: messenger RNA, 1526 nt
Organism: Colias croceus (clouded yellow)
Lineage: Eukaryota; Metazoa; Arthropoda; Insecta; Lepidoptera; Pieridae
Product: inactive peptidyl-prolyl cis-trans isomerase shutdown-like
Exons: 4
Coding region: 73-1383 (436 amino acids)
Molecular function (GO): peptidyl-prolyl cis-trans isomerase activity; protein binding
Source: RefSeq, a predicted model, not a curated record
AGGUAUUGAUAGAAUUUACAUUAGAAGAAACUAUAGACGAUUUCAUUCUUCACACGGAGGUACUUUUUUUUGAUGGAAAUGGACGGUACGGCGCCUCUUGUAGCUUUAGAAAAUGGACUGGAUAUAAAGCAGUUAUUGACAUCUGGAUCUGUUUUACAAAUAAAUGAAGAUUAUGAUGAUUUAGACCAUAAUAUUCAAACAGUAAAUGAAGAAACUAAAAAUAAAGACCUUGAUGUAAUUGGUGAACCAGUGAAAUCAUUCAGUGCAAUUGAAAAACAUUUAACGAAUGUAGAUGAACAAGGCUAUGUGAAGAAAAAGAUCUUGGAGGGAGGUGGUGGUAUGCCUUUGCAUGAAGGAUGCACCGUUUCAAUAGCGUUUUCAGGUUAUUGGGAAAAUGAAUCAGACCCCUUUGACAUACAAAAACCAUGUAAACCAAUGGUGGUGGAUCUGAAAGACAAUGGCUUGUUGCCUGGGCUUUUACUUGCAGUAAAGUCUAUGUUAGUUGGAGAAACUUCAAUAUUCCUUUUGUCUCAUGAAUUAAUGUAUGGUGAGCUGGGAGUGCCACCUAGAAUUAAACCUAAGGCAAAAUGUGUUUUCUAUGUAAAAUUAAUGAAGAGUAUACUUACACCAAAAGAAGGACCACUUAAUCUAUCAGAGCCAAAUACUUUUGUAAGAGUACACAAAGAAGUAAAAAUGUUAUAUGUAUCAGGCUUAAAAUGGCAUAAAUUAAACAACUAUACCUCUGCAAUACAACUAUUUAGGAAAGGUGUCAGUAUGUUACACAGAUGCCGCUUAGCAGAUGAGGCUGAAGAGGAAAUUCAGAAGAAGUUGUUGAUUAAAUUAUACACUAAUCUGGCAAUAUGUUAUAAUAUAAUCAAGCAGCCAUAUAAAGUAUGCAUUGCAUGCAAUGAGCUGAAUAGAUUGGGAAGUUUGUGGAAUAACAGUAAAGUGCUUUACCAGAAUGGUAAAGCUUUGAGAAUGAUAGGACAAUUCAGCUUAGCUGAGAAAAAACUCAAACGUGCCAUAAACCUAUGUCCCAAUAAUAAUGAGCUCAAGGUUGAAUUUGAUUUACUAGAAAAAAUGAGUAAUGACUAUAAUCUAAAGAAAUCAUUGGAAAACAGACCGGCUGAUAGGGAUUCAGUGGACAGUGAUUUUAAAAAGGAAGUUGAUAGUUUAAUUAAAAACUUCAAAGAAAAUAUGGAUUUGUGCAAGUUAACCUUGCCUGCAGGAAUGAAUUCUUUAGAAAUAGAAUAUAUAAAAGAAGCAUGUGUUCGAGAAAAUGUAUUUUUUAACAAAAUACAAGCAGAUUAUUUAUUAGAUAAGGAUGAUGCAAAAUCUGCUGAGUUAGAAAACGAAUCUGAUCUUUUAGACUAUAUUAUGUAAUUGAAAAUCUUAAAUAUUUUUCUAAUAAGAAGCAAGGAGUGCAUUUUUGUGAUAUUCAAUUAAGGAAAAAAUUAGUAUCUUUAUAAAAAUCAAUCAUCUUAAGUAUAGUAGUCUAUUUCCUUUAAAUAAAAAAUUACUUAUAA